GAACCAUCAUGAAACUGGAGACAUGGUUUACAGCAGGUCACUAAUGCUGGAAAAAGUACAGAGUCCAGGGGAACAUGGGCUCAGACCUUUCUGAAUUCUGGAAUUUUUCCCCCCUUUUUCUUAACUUUCACUAAGGGAAUGAGGGUUACUGUAGUCUGAGGCUUCCUUCCCAAGGUCACAAAAUAUGACAAGCUGCAAUCUUUCUCACGCUCCAUGAUUUCUGCUGUAAACCAAAGGACUGCCAAUAAUCUCGCUAAGAAUGUCUGCUAGUUCCGAUACUGGGGAUUGUCAAGAAUUUCUUAAGCAUGGAUUUACAGCUAUUGGUGAAGAAGACUUUUAAAAAACACAAAAGCCUAGGAUUCUUUCCUCGCCUGAGAAGUAAAUGAUACGUAGAUACGUAGCUCAAGAAAGGUGCUGGGCUUCCGGACCGACACCGACACCCCAUUCCCGCCCGCUGCCGCCUUGUCAUGCUGCCCAAAGUGGAGACGGAAGCCCCAGGACUGGCCCGAUCGCAUGGGGAACAGGGGCAGAUGCCGGAAAACAUGCAAGUGUCUCAAUUUAAAAUGGUGAAUUACUCCUAUGAUGAAGAUCUCGAAGAGCUAUGUCCUGUGUGUGGAGACAAAGUGUCCGGGUACCAUUAUGGUCUCCUUACCUGUGAAAGCUGCAAGGGGUUUUUUAAGCGAACAGUCCAGAACAAUAAAAGGUACACAUGUAUAGAAAACCAGAACUGUCAAAUUGACAAGACACAGAGAAAACGUUGUCCUUACUGUCGAUUCCAGAAAUGUCUAAGUGUUGGAAUGAAGCUAGAAGCCGUAAGAGCUGACCGCAUGCGAGGAGGCAGAAAUAAGUUUGGGCCAAUGUACAAGAGAGACAGGGCCCUAAAGCAACAGAAGAAAGCCCUCAUUCGAGCCAAUGGACUUAAGCUGGAAGCCAUGUCUCAGGUGAUCCAAGCGAUGCCCUCAGAUCUGACCAUCUCCUCAGCAAUCCAAAACAUGCAUUCUACUAAAGGCCUACCUCUGAACCAUGCUGCCUUGCCUCCCGCAGACUAUGACAGGAGUCCCUUUGUCACGUCUCCCAUUAGCAUGGCAAUGCCUCCCCAUGGCAGCCUGCAAGGUUACCAACCAUAUGGUCACUUUCCUAGCCGGGCCAUCAAGUCCGAGUACCCAGAUCCCUACACCAGCUCGCCGGAGUCAAUGAUGGGUUACCCCUACAUGGAUGGUUACCAGACAAGCUCGCCAGCCAGCGUCCCACACCUGAUACUGGAACUUUUGAAGUGUGAACGAGAGGAGCCUCAAAUUCAAGUGAAAAUCUCGAGUUUCUUACAGCAAGAGCAGGCAAACCGAGGCAAGCACGAAAAACUGAACACGUUUGGGCUUAUGUGCAAAAUGGCGGACCAGACGCUCUUUACCAUCGUUGAGUGGGCCAGGAGUAGUAUCUUCUUCAGGGAACUGAAGGUUGACGACCAAAUGAAGCUGCUUCAGAACUGCUGGAGCGAGCUCUUGAUCCUUGAUCACAUUUACCGGCAAGUGGUACAUGGGAAGGAAGGGUCGCUCUUACUGAUAACUGGGCAACAAGUUGACUUCUCCAGCAUCGCCUCCCAAGCCGGAGCCACACUCACCAACCUCAUGAGUCACGCACAAGAGCUCGUCCUGAGACUGCGCGCCCUCCAGUUUGACCAUCGAGAGUUUGUGUGUCUCAAGUUCCUUGUACUCUUCAGCUUAGACGUCAAGAAUCUCGAGAACUUCCAGCUCGUGGAAAGUGUCCAGGAACAGGUGAAUGCGGCUCUGCUAGACUACACGAUCUGCAACUACCCACAGCAGACGGAGAAAUUCGGACAGCUACUUCUUAGGCUGCCAGAAAUCCGGGCAAUCAGCAUGCAGGCUGAAGAGUACCUCUACUACAAGCACCUGAACGGGGAUGUCCCCUACAAUAACCUGCUCAUCGAGAUGCUGCAUGCGAAAAGAGCCUAAGUCACCACUUCUGGAAGCUUGCUCUUGGAACACAGAGAUUAACAGAGAGACUGGAGGGAGAAGAGGAGGAGGAAAAAGAAAGCAUAAUACUCUGAACUGCUCCAAGCAAUGCAAAUUACAAACUUGGUUUAAAGACACUGAGAUUUAAAAAGCUUAAUAAUCAAAUACUUAAUAGCAAAGAAAUGAUCUAUCAGGGUAUCCGUACUGCAAACUGUGAAUGAAAGGCUUCCCGUCCCCCGAGAACUCAUAAGAAAGACAUUGUCACGGGGUGGAUUGAACUCACAGAGUCCAAUACCACAUCACAAUAGAAACGGACAGAACAUUCCUUGUAUAUUUAAACUGAUCUGGUAAGAAAUUCAGCAGCUGGCCGGUGUUAUUAUUGGACGUGUCCAGAAUUCCUCCAUGGUGAAGCCGAACAACUCUCAAAGAAUACACGGGCUGUGCCUUGGCAGCCCCCCUCCUCCCAGAAGGCCCCCACACCUUCUGACCUGUGAGCUCGGAAGCUAUCCUAAGGACUUCGUUCAGCCACACCCAGUAGUAGCUCCACUAAAUCAUGAGUUCUGCGUGUCUGUCUUAGACCUGCCAGCAACUAAUAAGAGCAAUGUAUAAAUAUGUCAGCUUGCCAUUUUUAAUGUUCUGAAGUUGUUUUGUCGUGUGUUCGUAAUUUAACUAAAGCAGGCAGUAUCUCUCUUCUAUAUAAGCAUUAGUUUAAUAUUAAAGGAAAUCAAACAAAUUUAAGCAAAUACUCCCAACAAGCAAGCUAGAUCUUAUUUCUGCUAUUUUUGCUGAAAUACAGCUUUGGCAUGGUUGGGUUUCAUAAGCUUUUGCCCAAGAGGCUUCUUAGUACACAUCCGUCUGUGUAGUCAUCAGGGUUUGUAGUUCACUUAAAAAAAAAAAAAAACACUAAA
Alexandromys fortis (reed vole) is the source of this 2878-nucleotide messenger RNA. It is a transcript of the gene Nr5a2, whose product is annotated as nuclear receptor subfamily 5 group A member 2. The coding region runs from base 468 to 1970 and encodes 500 amino acids. Gene Ontology annotation, molecular function: zinc ion binding; nuclear receptor activity; RNA polymerase II cis-regulatory region sequence-specific DNA binding. The transcript is spliced from 9 exons. Gene Ontology annotation, biological process: tissue development; regulation of transcription by RNA polymerase II; hormone-mediated signaling pathway. Gene Ontology annotation, cellular component: RNA polymerase II transcription regulator complex. The record is from RefSeq and is a predicted model, not a curated record. Lineage: Eukaryota; Metazoa; Chordata; Mammalia; Rodentia; Cricetidae.